AUAUAGGCGCUAGUGGACUGGUACCAACUAAAAUGCGAGCGUGACAGGUCUCAGAUUUCUCUCUACUGCGACUGACUGCACUGGCUUGCGAAGCUCCCCUACUUUAAAACGAUCAUCUUUCUUUCUAUAUUCUCCAUGUCAGGCGUGUUAUGAUUUCGGGAAGAUGCAGUUUGUUAUCAAUCGUUCGUCGCUUAUCUGAGAAAUCUAAGCAACAGUGCUGUACAGAAGCGCAGAAGAACGGAUGUAGCAAAAGGUCUCAUCUCACUGAAAGUGCUGUUGCUAGACAUAUCAAUAGAAACAGGGCAAAUCACAAUACCGCGCUUUUCCUAUCAUCAUUUGUCAGAAUGGCAUCAACAUCUCAGGAUAGUGACAAAAAUAUCGACUGUUCUGAAGCGAAGAAGAAUUGGUUGAGCUUGGAAAAAUCACCAUAUCUAUUACAACAUGCGACCAAUCCUGUGGAAUGGUAUCCUUGGGGUGACAAAGCUCUGGAAAGGGCAAAAAAGGAGAACAAAAUCAUUUUUGUGUCUAUUGGUUACUCUACGUGUCAUUGGUGUCAUGUGAUGGAGAGAGAAUCAUUCAAGGAUAAAAAAGUUGCAAAAGCUAUGAAUGAAAACUACAUUAAUAUCAAAGUGGAUAGAGAGGAAAGGCCCGAUAUUGAUUCAAUGUGCAUGAUGUUCAUUCAGAGAUUUACAGGCCAUGGUGGUUGGCCACUGAAUGUUUUUCUGACGCCAGAUUUGAUGCCGAUAAUAGGCGGAACAUACAUCCCUCGUGAAACGUUUUUGACAUACUUAACACGAAUUGCAAAAGAGUGGACACAGCAAAAAGAUAAAAUGAUUAAAUCUGCUAAUGUUAUAACAGAGAGUUUGAAUGGAUUGGUCAAGACUAAACCUAAGACGAAAGAUGAUGGACUUCCCCCUCUUGAGAGCGUUUUAUUGUGUGCUCAUAUGUUGAUGGACAUGUACGAUUCGGAAAAUGGUGGAUUUAGCUCAUCUGCCAUGAGCAUAAAUUCCCCAAAAUUCCCCGAACCAACCAACCUAAAUUUUGUUUUGAGUAUGCAUGUUUUAAGUAACUCUUCUGCAUUGAGUGAAAUGACUUUGGAAGCAGGUCUGCAUACUUUGAAAAAAAUGUCUUACGGUGGAAUUCACGAUCAUGUAGGGCAAGGAUUUCACCGAUACUCGGUGGACACUCAAUGGGCUGUUCCGCACUUUGAGAAAAUGCUCUAUGAUCAAGCUCAAUUAAUACAAUGCUAUGCUAACGCGUACGUCAUCACGAAAGAUUCCUUCUUUUCUAAUAUUGUGGACGAUAUCGCGACGUAUGUUACACGUGAUCUACGACACAAGGAAGGUGGUUUCUACAGUGCAGAGGAUGCGGACUCGCUACCCACGUGGGAUGCCUCAGCGAAACAAGAAGGCGCGUUUUACGUUUGGACUUAUGACAAUCUUAAGGCCCUUUUAAACAAGAAAGUACCUGGUAAGGACAAUGUUACAUAUUUUGACCUUAUCUGUCGACGCUUCUCGGUGCAGAAGGCGGGAAAUGUAAGAAAGGAACAAGAUCAUCAUGGCGAGCUUAAAGGCAAGAAUGUAUUAUCAUCCAAAUUGGGAGUGGAAGAUACCGCUAGCCAUUUUAACUUCACUGAAGAGGAGACAGAGAAAUAUAUUAAAGAAGCCUGUCAAAUAUUAUUCGAAGAAAGAUCGAAAAGACCGCGGCCUCAGUUGGAUGACAAGAUCAUCACAGCGUGGAACGGUCUUAUGAUAAGUGGUUUUGCGCGUGCUGGAAUAGCUCUAAAAAAUGAAAAGUACGUUGAAUUAGCGACGGACGCUGCCAGAUUCGUGGAGCGAUAUCUAUUUGAUAAAGAUAAACGCCAACUAUUUCGCAGUUGCUACCGCGGAAAGGACGACGAAAUUGUACAGGGGAAUGUUCCGAUAUACGGUUUUCAUGACGAUUACGCAUUUCUCACGAAAGGAUUACUCGAUUUAUAUGAGGCUAAUUUCGACUCGCAUUGGAUCGAGUUUGCCAAUGAGUUGCAAGAUAUUCAAGACAAGUUGUUCUGGGACUCGCAGAACGGUGGUUAUUUCAGCACGACUGGAGAAGGUCCAACAAUACUUACGCGAAUGAAAGAUUCUGAUGAUGGCGCAGAGCCAUCCGGUAAUUCAAUCGCAUGCUCCAAUAUGUUGCGGCUAGCAAUCUGUUUAGAUCGCGACGAUCUUAGGAAUAAAGCUGAGAAACUUCUGAUCGCGUUUCGCAACAAAAUUAUGAACUUCCCGAUUGUUUCUCCACAAAUGCUGUUAUCAUUGAUCGAGUAUCAUCACUCGAUGCAAAUUUAUGUAACAGGGAAAGUGGACGCUAAAGAAACGAUGGAAAUGUUAAAUUUAAUCCGCGAACGUAUGAUACCUGGUAGUGUACUUAUAUUAACCGAUCCUGAACAGCGGGAUAACAUAUUGUUCCAUAAGAAUUCUGUUAUUAGUAAAAUAAAACCGGCGAAGAACGCGAUGGUCCACAUAUGCCGUGGUCAGGAGUGCUCUCUGCCCAUUUCAAGCAUUAAACAUCUUAUUUCCGAGUUAAACAAAAUAAAAAUUGCCGAUUUAUAAACAGCAGGAUUAUACGCGUUACCAUCUACUUUGCAACGCGCAUUUAUUGCACGUCAAAGGAGUUAAAAUAUUCUGUAAUAUAUCUUGGCACACUAUGUAAAAUGAUUUUCUGUGUUAAAUAAUAUAAUAUUAGUUCGUAGAUUAGUGUACUUAGUCAUAAUAUAAAUACAAACGGAUCGGUUCAACAAACAGGUGUAUAGAUAUUCAUAAUGAGGAGCAAAGAUUCUAUUUGAUUUCUAAGAAGAUGUAUCAAAAAGGUAUCAAAAAAAUAUAUUUGAAAAUCAAUAGGGAUCGUAUAAAUUGUAUUUAUGUAUUUAAAUGCGAAGUUACAAAUCUAAUGCGAGAAUUUUACUGAUGUUUAGUAUUCUGUAAUGUUGUCAUUAUAAUAAAUGAUCAAAUAUAAGAAUUUGAGAACA
Messenger RNA from Pogonomyrmex barbatus (red harvester ant), 3004 nucleotides. Its product is annotated as spermatogenesis-associated protein 20. Gene Ontology annotation, biological process: carbohydrate metabolic process. NCBI's taxonomy places the organism in Eukaryota, Metazoa, Arthropoda, Insecta, Hymenoptera, Formicidae. The record is from RefSeq and is a predicted model, not a curated record.